AACAACAUUUGCCAGCAAAGCUUGUUAUUAAUUGCAUUAUAUACGAAGGCAUUAUAAAAUAGGAAUGCUUCCCCUAUUGAUUAGGACAUUAACGUAGGUGGGGUAGACAAAUAGAGUAGAAAAAGUUGAAGAUGUUAUUAAUUUUUAGUUAGAUAUUAUAGUAAAGUUAUCAAUGACAUAGCUACUGAAUUGGCACGGGCUUUUAACAUUGGAAAACUAUUUGGUAUGACCCUCCUCUAGCAUAAUCUGCCUCUUGCUUGAAACUAGUAUGAAGCUGCUUGUCAGAUUAUAAAAACUAUAUUUUUGCUUUUUGUCAGAAAAUGAAAACAAUUUUCUAGCGAAAUCUUUUCGGAGAAGCUAAAAUCUUCCGAAACAUUCUUAAAAUGUGAUCUUUGACGACUUUAAUGAAUUCCAUUUCAAUGCUGUUUUCCAGUCCUCAUUCAUUUAAGGACGAUGAAUAGGUAAAAUAUGUUAAAGAAAUUUGUUUUCUUCAAAUCUGGGUUUCUGGUAUAAAAUUGUAGUUCAAGUAUUAGGUUUUAAGUUCUCGAUAUCUAUUUUGCAAAAAAAUAUCUUUUCACCUAUAAAACUAUGUUUUAUUAUAGCUACCCUGCCUAGCAACGCAUGAAAUGUGGUUGCUAAGGAAAUGAUUGGGGUGUCAACCGACUUUCCAGGGCUAAAUUUGUCGUUUUUGGGGUUUUAUAAGUUUAUAAAUUGAGUUGAAUUAUGUUUGUGCACCUAUAACAUGAAGUACUUGUCGAAAAGAUUGCCGACUGCCUCGAGAGGACACUGACACGCUUCACUUUUUACGUUUCUACUAUUCGCUGAAAUAACAUUUGUGCGUUUUUUGAAACUAGUUGAAAUUCUUCAGUUUGUCAUGCCUGGGAAAAAAAAGAAUACUAUCUACAGAAAAAAACGGAAAAGAGUGUUCAGUGGUAAACGGAAACAAGAACAGGAACAUGAGUCAAAUUCGGAAGAUUUAGGCCCAGCAAGUUCUUCUUCACCAGAGAAGUUAAAUAGAUCUUUUGAGAAGAUUGAUAAUAACUGCCCUUUAUUGGAGGUCGAAAGAGAGGAGACAAUAACAAGAGCCAAAGGAUUUCAGCUGGGAAUUAACAAAUCCACACCAACAACAAGUAGUGCUAAGGAGGGCCACAACAGCAGCCAAUAUAUUAAAGCAUAUGGUAACAAACUGGUAACCAUUGAAAAUUUGCAGAACAUUUUAACUACAGCUGCAGUAUGUGCAUCAUGUAGGUCAGCAAAAGGAAAAUUGGAGCUUUUCCAAAAUGACUUGGCACGUAAAGGGCUUGAUGAAGAACUUUUGUUACUGUGCACAAACUGUCAGAAUUCAUCUAUUUUUCAUACCAGCAAUUAUGUUAAAGAUGGUGGUAGAAGGUCAGAGGUAAAUAUUCGCCUUAUUCAAGGUGGUCUAGAGACAGGAAAUGGACACACAAGUUUAAAAAAACUGUGCUCUUUAUUGAAUUUACCACCACCAGUUUCGAAAAAUGCUUACUCUGACACAAUUAACAAGAUUGAGCAGUGCUACAGUACUGUUGUAGAAAAAUCCUUAGAGAAAGCUGCCAAAAAUUUGAAAAGAGCUUUGAAAAAGAUGUCUCCUUCACAUGAAGACCUAGACAUUGAGGAUGAUGUAUUUCCAGUCAGUGUCUCUGUAGAUGGGACAUGGCAAAAACGAUAUGGUCAUUCAUCUUUACUUGGUGUUGUCUUUGUUUUGGCAGUUGAGACAGGGGAGGUGCUAGAUUUGGAAGUGAAGUCAAAAAUUUGUUUCGAAUGUAGAUCAAAAGGAAACUGGGACAAAGAUUCUCAAAGGUAUAAAGAUUGGUUUGCGAAGCAUCAGGAUAAAUGUUGUAUCAACCACAACAAAUCAUCAGAGGCAAUGGAGAAAAGUGCAGCAGUGACAAUGUUCCUUCGGUCUAUAGAGAAACAUAAGUUGAAAUAUGUAACAUAUGUUGGAGAUGGUGAUUCUUCGUCUUUUGGUGAGGUAGCAGAUGCUUGCUUUAAAAAAUAUGGCAGUGACUAUUUAGUCACCAAGGAAGAUUGCAUUGGGCAUAUUCAAAAAAGAAUGGGGUCAAACUUGAGAAUGUACAAAAAUAAAAUGAAAGCAAGCAAACUUACAGAUGGUGUGAGUGUUGGUGGACGAGGGAGAUUGACAGAUGUUGCAAUAGACUCAUUGCAAAACUACUAUGGGUAUGCAAUAAGGUCAAAUAAAGGCAAUUUGAAGAUGACACAAGAUGCAGUAUGGGCAAUAUAUUUUCAUAGUAUUGUUGGGGAAAAUGAAGCAUUGGAAAUCCAACAUAGAUUUUGCCCUAAAGGCUCUCUGUCAUGGUGCAAAUGGCAACAAGACCAACUAAACAAAACCAAAACGUACAAUCGAAACAAAUGUCUUCCUGCUGUUUUUCGGUCAGAGCUGAAGCCAAUUUUUGAAAGAUUAUCAAAAGAAGACCUUCUAAAGCGUUGUUUAAAAGGGUUAACUCAGAAUCAAAAUGAGUCUCUUAAUAAUGUUUUGUGGUCAAAGUGCCCAAAACGUGUUUUCUGUGGGAAGCGUAAACUUGAUGCUGCAGCUGCAGCAUCAGUUAUCCAGUGGAACCAGGGAGCUGCUGGUGCUGGUUGUGUUUUGGAGGAGAUGGGGAUAGAACAUUUUGGUGUGCAUACAGCAAGAGGCUUUCGUGCCUUAAAUGAUACCAGAAUAAAGAAUGCUGGAAAUCAGUCUCGUAGUUCAUACCUGAACCGGCGGCGCCUUCUAAGAAAAGCUAAGAAGAUGGGAACAAAGGCUGGAAGGCAUUAUAUGUCUGGAGGGUUCAGUACCCAUAAAGUGCCAGAUGUAAUUCUCAAGAAAGACAGAGAAGAACCAAAAGAGCCUCAAAUAACAUUUGUUGCUGAAGAAAACAUCGAUGUAAUGUUUACAUCAGAACCACCACGGAAGCGUUUACGUUGAAGAAAACUUACGUUACUACUUUUUGGAUAAUUUUCUGGCUAAAUCUUGGAUAGAUUACUAAGCAUCAAGAACUCAGUAGGUCAGAAUACCUAACUUUUCACUAGAAUCAUGUAUUUGACCUGUUAUGCUAUUUCUAGCUCUUAAAACGAUGAAGUAAAACUUUAAAUUAGA
Molecule: messenger RNA, 3118 nt
Organism: Rhopilema esculentum
Lineage: Eukaryota; Metazoa; Cnidaria; Scyphozoa; Rhizostomeae; Rhizostomatidae
Source: RefSeq, a predicted model, not a curated record